Messenger RNA from Cryphonectria parasitica EP155, 501 nucleotides. RefSeq lists its product as uncharacterized. The transcript is spliced from 2 exons. The record is from RefSeq and is a predicted model, not a curated record. Bases 1 to 501 code for a protein of 166 amino acids. Lineage: Eukaryota; Fungi; Ascomycota; Sordariomycetes; Diaporthales; Cryphonectriaceae.
AUGUCCGGCUCCUCGUCGCGUAACGCGGCCAAGAGGCUGCUGAAAGAGCUCGAUACCUGGCGGUCCGAGGCGCCAGACGAGGAGGGCAUCGAGCGGCUGGGCCCGAUCGACGAGGGCGACCUGCUGACGUGGGAGGCCGUGAUCAACGGCCGGGGAAUUGGUGGAGGGUACGAUGAAGGUCGCUGGCUCCUCUCCAUCCUCCUCCCACCCAACUAUCCCCUCGCCCCACCCCAGAUCCGCUUCAUCACUCCCAUAGUGCACCCCAACAUCAACCUCGACACGGGCGAGAUCUGCCUCGACCUUCUCGCUGACGCCUGGACACCGGCCUACAGCGUGCUCGAGACCGUGCGCGCCGUGCGGGGCGGCCUGCUCCCUCACCCGGAGGUCGACUCGCCGCUCAACGUGGACGCCGCCGCGCUGCUGCGGGGCGGCGAUGUUCUCGGCGCGCGCAGGCUUGUUGAGCUUUGGUGUAGCGAGGGAGGCCGGUAUGAGGGGCUAUGA